ACACACACACACACACACACACACACACACACACACACACACACACACACACACACACACAUUUCACACACAUUUUAAAGUUUGGGACUGAAUUUUUUUUUCCUGCUCAUUAUAACUUAUUUAAUCAUAAGUAGAGUAAAAACUGUGAAAUAUUAUUGUAAUUUCUGUUGUUAUUCAUCUGUUUUGUCUGUGAAUGUGUGUUAAAAUGUAAUUUAUUUCUGUCAAGUGAAUUAUUUGUAUUACUCCAGUCUUCAGUGUCACAUAAUUCUUCAGAAAUAGAAAUCUACUGUAAUAUUAUAAAUGUCUAAACUGACACUUUCAAUCCAUUUAAUGCAUCCUUAAUGAAUAAAGUCUUAGUAUUGGUGUUGUAUCUCAAGCAGCUUUUUCUGUUUAAACCCCAAAAACAAAAGAAGUGAUGCCUGUGAGGUUGUGGCUAAAUGUACACUGUAUAAAUGAUUUUUAAAGUAGUCAAUAAAACAAAGAUUAUUGGAAUCUGAGUUUUAUUUGAUCCACACUUUGAUUCGAUGUGUUUCUUGCUGCUUCUUUGUGAUCCUCUGUGAGUUUUCCAGCAGGAAGUGAGCUGAUGUUUGUGAUGUGUGUGUAACGAAGCGGAUCGAAGGACGUCCCAGCACCGCUUUAAAGCAGCGAGCGUCCGGUGUGUGUCCAGUCCGCUCCAGUCCCAGCAUCAUGAAGCAUCACUGCAUCAUCAAACACAGCGUCUUCAAAGAGUUCCUGGCCGAGUUCCUCGGGACCUUUGUGCUGGUGUUAUUCGGCUGUGGCUCGGUCGCUCAGACAGUGUUGAGCAGAAACACUCUCGGUGAACCUCUGACCGUCCACAUCGGCUUCAGCACUGGACUCAUGAUGGGUGUCUACGUGUCCGGCGGCGUGUCGGGCGGUCACCUGAACCCCGCCGUGUCUCUGGCCAUGGUCAUCCUGGGGAAGCUGAAGAUCUGGAAGUUUCCCGUCUAUGUGACGGCGCAGAUGCUGGGAGCGUUUGUGGGAGCGGCUGCUGUCUUUGGAUUGUAUUACGAUGCCUUCAUGGACUUCACCAGCGGGAUCCUGUCGGUCACAGGGAUUAAUGCCACCGGACACAUCUUCGCCUCGUACCCCGGCAGACACCUGACAGUCCUGGGCGGAUUCGUGGAUCAGGUGGUGGGGACGGGAAUGCUGGUCCUGUGUAUUCUGGCGGUGGUGGACGGCAGGAACAUGGGCGCUCCUCGAGGCGUGGAGCCGCUGGCCGUGGGGCUGAUCCUGCUGGGCAUCAGCGUCUCUAUGGGACUGAACUGUGGUUACCCUCUGAACCCUGCCAGAGACCUGGGCCCUCGGCUCUUCACCGCCGCCGCUGGAUGGGGCAUGGAGGUCUUCAGCACUGCAGAUUACUGGUGGUGGAUCCCUGUCGCCGGGCCGCUGGUAGGGGGCAUCGCCGGAGCUGUGAUCUACUUCCUGUUGAUUGAGCUUCAUCACACCAACCACAGCGACAAACCUCACGAAGAACCAGAGGAAGAGGAGGAUGAGGAGGAAGAUGAGGACAGCAGCCUGAAGGACAAAUACGAGAUGAUCAACAUGAACUAGAAAACCCAGAUCAGUAGAAUUCCCGCCGUCAAGUAAAGCUGGUAAACUCUAUACACACGCUGUUUACGUGAGUAAACUCAUCAGUGACCUCCAUCCACCUUCAGAGCUCAGAUAAUCAAUGGGUUUUCACUGAUUGAUUCAUGUAAGUGCUUUAAAUACGAGCUGCACAUCUCUAAACCCAUCUUUCCCAUAAUCCCCCACUGCACGUACCAUUUGAUUGUAUUUUGCUGAUGGUUAAUACUAUAUUAUGCCGAACCCCAAACAACCGACUCAAUGGCUUUUAUACGUUUAAAGUGAUUGUCUGUCAGGAACUGUUCGUAUUAAAGCAAGAAUCACCAAACAAAAGCAUGCUGACAUCACUGAUCAUGAAACAGAGGCAUCAUGCUUGUCUGAGCACGACCAUCAUUUCACACGCGUUCAUAUUAUGGUUCAACUAAAGAUUGUCUACGAGAGGUUUUCCACUAGAUCACCAUUUUUGAGUUUUAAUGUUACAUUUGAGUUUUAUUUCACCUUGUUGUUAUUCAUAUGUUGUCUGUGAUAUUUAUGGUCAUGUGUUUGUAGGUCAGACUUCUUUUAUUGACUUGUUUUUGGAAGUCUUUCGAAAAAAGUAGACUUCAACUGUAUAUUUGUGUUUUUUGCUGAAAUAAACUGAACUUUUGCUGAACUUUUGCAGCAGAUUGUCGUGCUUAGAAACACACAGAUGUCUGAACAAAUCUGCUGCUGUCUACUGAGGGUGGAUGACAGAUGAAAGCAUUAUCAUUUUA
Puntigrus tetrazona (Sumatra barb) is the source of this 2336-nucleotide messenger RNA. RefSeq names its product aquaporin 9a (gene aqp9a). Gene Ontology annotation, cellular component: plasma membrane; basolateral plasma membrane. Gene Ontology annotation, biological process: water transport; glycerol transmembrane transport. NCBI's taxonomy places the organism in Eukaryota, Metazoa, Chordata, Actinopteri, Cypriniformes, Cyprinidae. Gene Ontology annotation, molecular function: water channel activity; urea transmembrane transporter activity; glycerol channel activity. The coding region runs from base 688 to 1572 and encodes 294 amino acids. The record is from RefSeq and is a predicted model, not a curated record. The transcript has 6 exons.